ACUCAACCUCACAAUCGAGUCUAAUGUCAACCCCAACCUUGUUCUUUCAAGUCUCUUGAGAAUGCAGCUUAUUACCUUAGAGGGGCGAUAAUGAGAUGUGAGACAUGAAAUGCCACAGCGUAAAUCGACGCCACCAUGGACGAAUUUACUUCGAGUCUUUUGAGCGCCAUCGACGAGUCGACUACCCCAUAUGUCGACGACAAGGAAUAUGAAGGACAGCAGGAGCCCGAGACGGAGUUGGCAAAGAGAGGGCGCGGUCUGCGCAGUGGCAUCUUUCGCGCGGCCAAUAUCCAAGACAAACUGUUGGAAAAACUCCUAGCCCAGGUGAUACCAGCCGCCGACGGAAACCGAAAUGUGCCCGAUAUCUCAGCCAGCGACAUACCUGCCUUCGCCGAGCGGCCUGCUUUCUCGUUGGCGCUCAUGACCGCCAACUUUAGGCGAUUCAAUGCCCGCAUCGGCGUCGUUUUCAGAUUCCAGGCCCGCGCGCUUCGCGUUCUGUCGUGGCGUAAGCCAACCCACACGCUCUCCCUUUUGGCGGUAUACACCUUUGUGUGUCUCGACCCUUAUCUUCUCUUCGCAUUACCGCUGGCCGUUUCCCUUUUCGGCAUCCUAGUCCCGUCCUUUAUCGCCCGCCAUCCGGCCCCGGCUUCCGACGAAGACCGCGUCCGCAACCUGAGUUACUCCCCGCGAGGCCCACCCCUCGCGCCCGCGCGGGCGUUCAAGCCGACCAAGGAGCUCUCGCGCGACUUCUUCCGCAAUAUGGGCGACCUGCAGAACGUCAUGGAAGACUUUAGUGUGGUCCACGAUCAGAUUGUCGCGCUUGUGGUGCCCAAGACAAACUUCUCGGACGAGGCCCUCUCCUCGGCCGUCUUUGUCGUCCUCUCGGCCGCCUGCCUCGUCAUGCUGAUUGCAGCGCACCUUCUCCCGCUGCGAUUCCUCGCCCUCGUCGGCGGCUGGGCAGGCAUCUGGUCCGGCCACCCGGCAGUGGCGCGCUGGAUUAACCAGGCAAAGCUCCAAUACACGAACUCAACCUCCUCCUCCUGUCCCGAAACCACCACCAACACCACCCAAGCCAAAAACCCCCAGCACGCCCAAGAGAACAAACCAUGGUACACCAACCCCGCAACCUCCCUCCAAACCCUGCUCACCUCCGACAUCCUCCUCGACACCUCCCCGGAAACCCGCGAAGUCGAAAUCUUUGAGCUCCAACACCAAUCCCCUUCCUCCGGCGAGUGGGAACCCUGGCUCUUCUCGCCCUCGCCCUACGAGCCCCUAUCCGCGGCGCGCAUCGCCGGCGAGCGCCCGCGCGGCACGCGUUUCUUUGAGGACGUGCUGCCGCCCCGGGGGUGGGAGUGGAGCGAGAAAAAGUGGGCGCUGGACCUAUGGAGCAGGGAAUGGGUGGAGGAGCGCAUUAUAACCGGGGUCGAGGUCGAGACGGAGGGGGAGCGGUGGGUGUAUGAUAUGUGGAGUGAGCAACGGGACGGUGUUGUUGAUUCUGUUUCGUCGGGGGUUGGUGGUGGUGGUGAUGGUCAAGGCGGGGAUGGGGUGGUGAGAGGGGAUAAUAUACCAGGGGUUCGGCGACCUGGGAUGAGUUGGGAAGAGGGCGAGGAGGGGAUGGGGAGGCGGGGGCAGUGGAGGAGACGGAGGUGGGUGAGGAUGGUGAAGCGGAAGAUGGUUACGGGGAAUCGGUAG
Parathielavia appendiculata is the source of this 1692-nucleotide messenger RNA. RefSeq lists its product as uncharacterized. Bases 136 to 1692 code for a protein of 518 amino acids. The transcript is spliced from 2 exons. The record is from RefSeq and is a predicted model, not a curated record. Lineage: Eukaryota; Fungi; Ascomycota; Sordariomycetes; Sordariales; Chaetomiaceae. Gene Ontology annotation, biological process: peroxisome organization. Gene Ontology annotation, cellular component: peroxisomal membrane.